Messenger RNA from Zygotorulaspora mrakii, 987 nucleotides. It is a transcript of the gene SUR2, whose product is annotated as sphingosine hydroxylase. The transcript has a single exon. Gene Ontology annotation, molecular function: iron ion binding; oxidoreductase activity. Lineage: Eukaryota; Fungi; Ascomycota; Saccharomycetes; Saccharomycetales; Saccharomycetaceae. The record is from RefSeq and is a predicted model, not a curated record. Bases 1 to 987 code for a protein of 328 amino acids. Gene Ontology annotation, biological process: lipid biosynthetic process.
AUGAACGUAAGCAGUGGUUUUGAUGAAGCUUACAAAGUCAAGGGAAUGUUCGGGUACAUGCAUUCUGACGUUGCCCCAGAAGUUAUCUUGAGACCCAAGGCUGACAUACUGUCGUUUAUUCCUGACAACGUUCUAACAUUGGCACUACCUGUGGUUGCGUACUGGGCAUUGUCUCUGAUUUUCCAUUCUAUCGAUGUAUUGCAUUUAGCAGAAAAGUAUAGAAUACACCCAAGUGCAGAAGUAGCUGCUAGAAAUAGAGUUGGGCGCAUAGAGGUUUUAUGCGAGGUUUUAUUCCAGCAUAUUGUUCAAAGUGUUGUUGGGUUUGUGACCCAAAUUUGGGACACUCCACCAAUGACUGGUUAUGAAGAAAGAGCUUUAUGGAAGUGGAGACAGUAUCUACCAUCUUCAAUCCCUGAUGCUGCCAUUUAUGUCGGUUACAUGUACGGAUUUUCAGCUGUCAAGCUUUUGGUUGGGUUUACCUUUAUUGAUACUUGGCAGUAUUGGUUGCAUAGAUUAAUGCACACUAAUAGUACUCUUUACAGGAUGUUUCAUUCUAGGCAUCAUCGUCUAUAUGUUCCAUACGCAUAUGGUGCACUUUACAAUGCUCCAGUCGAAGGUUUCUUGUUAGACACCUUAGGAACUGGUAUUGCUAUGAUAAUAACGUCAUUGUCUUACAGGGAACAAAUGGUUUUGUACACAUUUGCUACAUUGAAAACUGUGGAUGAUCAUUGCGGUUAUGCAUUGCCUUGGGAUCCAUUCCAGUUUUUCUUCCCUAAUAAUGCAGUCUAUCAUGAUAUUCAUCACCAAAACUUCGGUAUUAAGACAAACUAUGCUCAACCUUUCUUUACAUUUUGGGAUACUUUGUUCGGCACAUACUUCAAAGGGUUCGAAGAUUACCAAAAGGCACAAAGACGAGUGACCAUUGACCAAUACAAGAAGUUUUUGGAUGAAAGAAAGAAGAAAAGCCAGCCAGGUAAAACUGAGUGA